Molecule: messenger RNA, 1393 nt
Organism: Chironomus riparius
Lineage: Eukaryota; Metazoa; Arthropoda; Insecta; Diptera; Chironomidae
Source: the annotation of a GenBank genome assembly
CAGCUGGAAGUGAAAAAAAAAUAAAUAAAAAAGUCAGAUUGAGUGAAGAAAAUGAGUUUGAAACUUUAUAAAUUGUGUACGAAAAUAUGUAAAAAGUGUCACAAAGAAGACGAGGAAAGAUAAAAUUUUACAGCUUGCACUUGGUGGAUGGUGAAAAAAAAAAGUUUGAUCAUUAAAUAGUAGUUAAGUAAAAGUGAAGUAAAACGAGAAGAUUGUUUCCAUACCCUAUCAAGACUUGUCAUCAUCGGCAAUGGGUGUAAAAAAUUUGUUAAUAUUUCUCAUAUACAUUGCAAACCCACAGCGCCUUCAAGGCUCAUCACAGUCAUUAUCAGAUAUUAAUCUCUCAGGUGAUCUAGAGCCGGAGUUUGAAGGCACAAUUCAAAAUGUCACUUUUCCAGCGGGACGAGAGGCUGUUCUCACAUGUUCCGUACGGAAUCUUGGUAGAUAUAAGGUUGGAUGGUUACGUGCAAGUGAUCAAACGGUGCUAGCGUUAGAGGAACGUGUCGUAACACACAAUGUUAGAAUUAGUGUCGUUCAUGAGGACAUGCGAACAUGGAGAUUGCGUAUAAAGCAGCUUCGUGAAUCCGAUCGCGGAUGUUAUAUGUGCCAAAUCAAUGCUAGUCCAAUGAAGAAGCAAAUAGGAUGCAUAGAUGUACAAGUUCCACCGGACAUCAUUAAUGAGGACUCAUCAACAGAUAUUGCCGUGCAAGAAGGUGAAGAUGCUACAUUAAUAUGUCGCGCGACAGGACAUCCACAGCCUCGAGUUGUUUGGCGUCGAGAGGAUGGCGAGCAUAUUUUCAUGAGGAAAUCUAGUGGUGGGAAGGAACUUAUGAAACUUGAGUCAUAUAACGGCAGCUCCCUUCGUCUUAUAAAACUGGAUAGAAGACAAAUGGGCCCAUAUUUAUGUAUUGCGAGCAACGAUGUGCCGCCCGCUGUGUCUAAACGUGUGAUGCUAAGUGUUCAUUUUUCGCCCACAGUUAAAGCUCCAUCACAAUUGUUGGGCGCACCAUUAGGAUCGGAUGUAGCACUCGAAUGUCAAGUUGAAGCAUCACCCGCGCCAGUUUCAUAUUGGUUGAAAGGUGGGCGAAUUCCACUUAAUGGUUUUAUCGGCGGUGUCAGUACGGAGUCGGGUCAACCACGACCAGAAAUGCUUCUUGAUGGACCAAAGUAUGGCAUCACCGAGCAUCGUCAUGGCUUUCGUGGAACAAUGAGACUAAUUGUGAGAAACUUUUCACCAUCAGAUGUUGGGACGUAUCAUUGUGUAAGCACAAAUUCUCUCGGGAGAGCCGAAGGCACUCUGCGACUUUACGCUAAAGAGGAUUUUACUUGGAAUAAAAAAACAAAAAUUCAUUCAGCUAAUCUUUGUACUUGUAUGGGUAUAUUUGCUGUAUAA